Vicia villosa (hairy vetch) is the source of this 653-nucleotide messenger RNA. RefSeq lists its product as uncharacterized. The transcript has a single exon. Bases 195 to 407 code for a protein of 70 amino acids. NCBI's taxonomy places the organism in Eukaryota, Viridiplantae, Streptophyta, Magnoliopsida, Fabales, Fabaceae. The record is from RefSeq and is a predicted model, not a curated record.
AGGCUGGCACACAAAAGCAAUCUCACUUGCCACUACAAUAUAACAUAACAUAACAUACCUUUCUUCUCAUGUAAACCUGUCUUUUUUUCUCUCCACGUUUAGCAUAUCCUUUACCUCCUUAACGACCAAGCAAUUCAUCAUCUACUUAUUACCAAACUUCACAACAAAACUUAAAAAUUAAAUUUCAAAGAAUCAUGGGAGCUGAUUGGGGACCAGUUAUUGUUGCUGUUGCUUUGUUCAUUGUCUUGUCACCAGGGUUGCUCUUCCAGUUUCCAGCAAGGAGUAGAGUUGUGGAAUUUGGUAACAUGAGUACUAGUGGAAUUUCUAUUCUGAUUCAUGCUAUUAUAUAUUUUUGUAUACUUACUAUCUUAAUUGUUGCAAUUGGUAUUCAUGUACACUUUAACUGAAUCCAGAUUUUCAUGCAAAGAAAAAUAAUUGAAUUAAAUUUUGUUUGUUAGACAUGACAAACAUGCCAUAAGUAUGUUUGUGUUUACAUUAUUAUUAUUUUUUUUUGUUGUGUUUUUGGUUUCAUUUUAAGGUUUCUUACAUCGGUUUGUUCAACGAUGAUGUAAUAAUAUUGAGUUAUUGUUCAGAAAGAAAAAAAGAUAUGUAACUAUAGGAAUUAUAUAUUUUGUUACUAUAUAAUUUUUUAU